GUGUACAUUGUGCACAUGAUGCACAGUGUGGGUGAAAGGGUUGCUUGGUCAUGUGCAGAAACAAUAACUUUAUGAAUAACUCUUAUCAUAUGACUCCUCCUAUAAAUCACAAGUGCCUUUAAAAGGGGACUCCCUGUCACCUUGCACACAGCAAGAACCUCAGAAAGGACAGCAUUUUCAUCGUCUUGUCUCUUCACUUGACUCUACACAUGGCUUUACUGGAGGGACUUCUCCAGGCCCCCGGCUCAUUCACUCUGCUGGUUGCGGUGCUGUUGCUGCUUGUCUGGCUUUACUCCUCCGGUGUCAGCAACCCAGAGAAAGGGAAGGAACCUCCAGGACCCAGACCACUGCCUAUCCUGGGUAACCUGCUGAUGCUGGAUAUGCAUAAACUAUACGAGACACUGUGUGAGAUCUCCAAAAAGUAUGGAUCUGUCUUCACGGUUUACUUUGGGCCUCAGAAGAUUGUGGUCUUGGCAGGAUAUAAGACGGUGAAGGAGGCACUUGUUGGCCGUGCAGAAGAGUUUGGGGACAGAGCGGUCACCCCCAUAUUUAAUGACCUAAACAACGGACAUGGAAUUAUCUUCUCAAAUGGAGGUCAGUGGAAAGAGAUGAGGCGGUUUGCUUUGUCGAACCUGCGAGACUUUGGCAUGGGAAAAAAAGGCAGUGAAGAAAAAAUUAUCGAAGAGACACGCUACCUGUCAGAGGUGUUUGAAAACUUUAAAGGUAAAGCAUUCGAUACGACGCAGCCGGUGAACUAUGCCGUCUCCAAUAUCAUCUGUGCUAUUGUGUACGGCAGCAGAUUUGAUUACAAUGAUUCCAGGUUUAAAGACAUGGUCAACAGAGCCAAUGAGAACAUCAGACUGGGGGGAUCUGCCUCUAUUCAGAUCUACAACAUGUUCCCUUGGAUGGGUCCCCUGCUGAGGAACUGGCGAAGCUUCAAGGCCAGAUCAGAAGUGCAUUUUGAGGAAAUGAGGAAACUGAUCAAGGAACUGCAAGACACCCUGAACCCCAAUGAGCAGAGGGGAUUCGUUGACUCCUUCCUGAUCCAAAAACAGAAAGCAGAGGAAUCAGGACAGAAGGACACAUUCUUCAAUCAGGAAAAUAUGGUACACUCUGUGGCCAACCUGUUUGCAGCUGGCACUGACACCACAGGGACUACACUGCGCUGGGGACUGUUGCUGAUGGCCAAGUACCCCGACAUACAGGACCGAGUGCAGGAGGAGAUUGACAGGGUGAUCGGUGACCGGCAACCUGCCGUGGAGGACAGGAAGAGCCUGCCCUACACCGAUGCAGUGAUCCACGAGACGCAGAGACUAGCCAACAUCGUGCCCAUGAGUAUCCCACACACCACCAGCUGUGAUGUUGACUUCCAGGGCUUCUUCAUCAAAAAGGGCACAACAGUGUUCCCCCUGCUCACCUCAGUGUUGAGGGACGAAUCUGAAUGGGCCAAACCCUACGUGUUUCACCCAGAACACUUCCUGGAUGCACAGGGGCGGUUUGUCAAGAGAGACGCCUUCAUGCCCUUCUCAGCAGGACGCAGGGUGUGUCUGGGAGAGAGUCUGGCCAGGAUGGAACUCUUCCUCUUCUUCGCCACUCUUCUUCAGCGCUUCCGUUUCACUCCUCCUCCUGGUGUCUCUGAGGAUGAGCUGGACCUCACACCAUUGGUGGGGUUCACCCUUAAUCCCUCCCCCCAUAAACUGUGUGCAGUGAGCCGCUCCUGAGGUUCCUACCAUUGACAUAUAGAGGGAGG
Clupea harengus (Atlantic herring) is the source of this 1750-nucleotide messenger RNA. Its product is annotated as cytochrome P450 2K1-like. Gene Ontology annotation, biological process: xenobiotic metabolic process. NCBI's taxonomy places the organism in Eukaryota, Metazoa, Chordata, Actinopteri, Clupeiformes, Clupeidae. Gene Ontology annotation, cellular component: cytoplasm; intracellular membrane-bounded organelle. The record is from RefSeq and is a predicted model, not a curated record. Gene Ontology annotation, molecular function: heme binding; iron ion binding; oxidoreductase activity, acting on paired donors, with incorporation or reduction of molecular oxygen, reduced flavin or flavoprotein as one donor, and incorporation of one atom of oxygen.